AUGUGUGUAAGAACUCGAUUAGGCGAAUUUGAAGCAAAAGAUCAAAUAAGUGCAGCAAAAUAUUGGUCAACAUUACCUUAUGUUGAUAAAAAUAGAAUGGCUAUUUGGGGAUGGUCAUUUGGUGGAUUUGUUACAUCUAAAGUUAUUGAAGCCGAUUCUGGUGCAUUUCAAAUCGGAAUAGCUGUAGCUCCAGUAAUUGAUUGGAGAUUUUACGAUUCUGUAUAUACUGAACGUUAUAUGAAAACGCCGGAAUUAAAUCCUAAUGGUUAUGAGCUUAGUGCAGUAACUAAUAUGACUGGAUUUGAUAAUGCAAAAUUUUUAUUAAUUCAUGGAACUGGUGACGAUAAUGUACACUUUCAAAAUUCGUUAAGUUUAAUCGAUCGUUUUACACUUGCAUCAGUACAUAAUUAUCGAGUACAAAUUUAUACAGAUAGUGAUCAUUCAAUUCAAAAACAUAAUGCAAAUCGCGAGGAAAAAUGUAUUUUUGUUGAUAAAAACAUUGAGGAGAUUGUUGCCAUUGCCAAUAUUGAUGACCGUUGGGUGGAUUGGAGGCUUCAACUAUGCUGUGCAUAUAUUUCACGUAUAGACUAUCAACAAACUCUUGAAAAACUUACGGAAUACAAAUGCCUCUCAAUCGAGGAUUGUUCUGUACUUAUAAAAUAUCUAUUUUUAUAA
Molecule: messenger RNA, 675 nt
Organism: Entrophospora sp. SA101
Lineage: Eukaryota; Fungi; Glomeromycota; Glomeromycetes; Entrophosporales; Entrophosporaceae
Source: the annotation of a GenBank genome assembly